CCAUGUUCCACUAUCAAUAUCAUGUCCAAUUCAUACCUCCCUACACUCGCUGGUAGUGGUGACGAUGGUGACGGGGACGAUGAAGACCAAUUCUUCGAUACACAUCAGUUCUUCGUUGGCCCCUCAAGCACUGAGAGCUGCUCUUCACAUGCAGAAUCAAAUCUCCUGCACUCCGAAAAUGGCAUGAGAACGUCCCUGUUGAACUCCCCCGCUGCAGAUUCAAUUUGCCACAAACCGGGUCGAUUUCGCUUCGAGCCAACGCCCUUUAUGGACGACUACAUCGCGCUUGGAUCUAUUCGCCUUGUUCGACCUACCGCCAGUGCGCUCGAUCGCGGUUGGAGAAUGGUUGGAUCCACGGGAGAGGCUACGCACCCCCACUCUCUGCUGACCUUGGGCGAGAAACGUCUAUGGAUCAAAACUUGCUAUUCUGAGCAUGCCAAACUGCCUGAUUGUGCCUCCUUGAGAAUCUAUACACUACCAGAAGAUGUCAAUCGAAGCACUCGAGGCUCGAUCAAGGAUCUUAGAAAGGUUCUGAAAUUCCUCACCGAGUUCGUCGACAUCUCUCGUGAUGCUUGGGAUGGCACCUACGAUCCAGCCUCGCCUUUGCAAACCUAUAAGCAAGCACAUGUUUUCCAGGAGGAAUCUCUCUUUUACAUAUUCAAUACUCUAUCCUCGCCUCAAACUUCCCUCACCGAUGGAGGCCCUGGUCUGCACAACCGGCACUCAAUGCAUGACAUCUUUGGGAACAAGAUCGACGGCCUCCAGACUUCGUUGUACCCCUAUCAAAUGCGGUCGGUAGCCGCGAUGUUGCAAAGGGAAGUAAAUCCAUUCAUGUUCUUAGAUCCUAGAAAGCAAUGCUUUCGAGACCUCAGUGGCACAAAGUUCUAUCUCGACGUCUACGAAGGCUCCCUGCUUCGUCACCCUCACCUCUACAGUCAAUGUCGUGGUGGUAUCCUCGCAGAAACCAUGGGCUACGGCAAGACACUGAUAUGCAUUGCUCUGAUUCUAGCAACCAGAGGACAUUAUCCUACCAUCCCCGAGGGUAGAGUAAACGCCAUUACUGGGAAGGUUAACGAACGCACACCAAGCCUGCUUGACCUAGCUGCAAAAACGAUCAAGCAAACUUCUGUGCCGUGGAAAGCCCAUUUUGCAAAUCUCAAGAAGGAGGGCUAUCACUUUGACAGCUGUACAGAAGCUCUGGCCAGGUACAAUGGCGAGUAUGCUGAGCCAAUCUUCCAUCCAACAACUCCGGAUCGACGAGGCAAGAAAAGAGAAGAUUUCCGAGUGCUGCGCCUUGCAUGUACAACGUUGCUGAUCGUUCCGCCCAAUCUUCUCGUCCAAUGGCAACAUGAGAUAGAAAAGCAUACGGAAGCGGGUGCGCUUGAUGUAUUGGUCCUCGACUCGACCACGAAAGAUAUACCUCAUUGGAGGGAAUUGAUCAAACACGACAUUGUUCUCAUCACCAAAGCACGCUUUGAGCAAGAAUACAGGGAUGACGAUCUCAACCAGGGUAGACGGUUCAAAGGACAGGAGAAGUUUCGAUCUCAGCUAACUGAAGUUCGAUGGCUGCGCGUCAUUUGCGACGAGGGACAUGGCUUUGCAGGCUCCAGCUAUCGAACACAUGCAAUGACGAUGUUGGACAAGAUGUCCGUUGAACGCCGUUGGGUUGUCUCUGGCACACCAUCCUACUCACUUCACGGUGUUGAGGUUAACCUCGCGCUCGACGAGACCAACAACCACACGAAGAGUUUGCGGAGACACUCCAUCGAGACCGCUUUGGAAAGAAGAAAAGCCAAGGAUUCUGCAUCUGAAGAGCUCAAAGAUAUGGACCGCUUACGCGCCAUCGUUGUCAGAUUUCUCAAGGUGCAACCCUGGGCAAACCAGAAAGGCGCCGACCAUGCCGAUUGGAAAAGAUAUCUCUCGCCUUUCGACGCCUCUGGCAAGCGUCGUUUCGCACCCGCGCUGCGAGUGAUACUGCAGUCUCUCAUCAUCCGCCAUCGAAUUGAGGACAUCGAUGUCGAUCUCUGCCUUCCUCCUCUGCACAACAGGACAAUCUACCUGGAGCCAAGCUAUUACGACAAGCUUAGCAUGAACCUCUUCAGGCUGGUUCUUACCUCCAAUGCCAUCACUUCCGAAAGAGUGGACGAGGAUUACAUGUUUCAUCCUAAAAAUCGCAAAUCCCUCGAUGAAUUGAUUACCAAUCUCCGCCGAUCCAGCUUCCACUGGGUCGGAUUUACUGAGCACGAGGUGACUGAAACCUUGAGAGUCAGUAACAAAUAUCUAGAAGAACACCUUGACCUGAUCUCCGACGAAGACGGUGCGCUUUUGAGUGAGGCAAUCCAGAAUGGUGAACGAGCCCUGAGUGACUCCGGUUGGCAUGCUUUCUCGUUCUACCACGAAAUCGGCGUGUAUGUCGAAGACUUCCCCAGCGAUGCUGCGGCGGCCUGGGCGUUAAAUGGCGAACAUUCGAACCCCCUCCUUCUCGGAACCGUUCAAGCUCGAGAGGCGCAGCAGUAUGUGCUGAAACACCUGGAGCUCGACGGACCCUGGAUUCAACUUGCUGGGGCGGGACUCCGAGCCAUGCACGCAGCUCGUGAACGAGCCAUAGAAGAGCAACAAGCCAGAGAUAAAGUCCAAUCAAGCUCCAGCGGAAAGAAGCCUCCCACAGCGGGAGCAACAGAGGAACCCAAGCUCAAGAAUCAAUCAGGCUCCCCGUCUCCUGUGCGCUCUUCGACACGAGAUGUGGCUCCCGAGCUUUUCCGCUCACCAAGAAAGCGACUUUUCUCGACGAACAAUCCCAUCGUCCCAGCACCCUUGGCCAAGUCACGCAUCGUUGGAUUUACAUCCGCGAAGCUCAAUUACCUCUGCUCACGUAUCUUGAUGCUACAGGCCACAGAGAAGAUUAUUAUCUUCUACGACUCGAACAACAUCGCCUUCUGGAUCGCCGAAGCUCUUGAGUUGUUAUCCGUCAAAUUCCUCAUCUACGCAAACACACUCUCGGUGACCCGCCGCGCCGCUUACCUUGCCACUUUCAAUCAGUCGGAGGUGUUUCGCGUUCUCCUCAUGGAUCUCAAACAAGCUUCUCAUGGCCUCCACGUGGCUGCCGCAAGCCGCAUCUUUAUUGUAUCCCCGAUCUGGCAGCCCGAUGUCGAAUCACAAGCCAUCAAACGCGCACAUCGAAUUGGCCAGACGCGUCCUGUCUACGUCGAGACGCUCGUCCUGAAAGGCACUUUGGAGGAGAAGAUCCUCAAGCGACGCCGGCAGAUGAGCAAUGCAGAGCUGGUCAAGGCAGAGAAAAGCCUGUUGGACGAUGGCAUGAUGAACGGGAUCAUUCGAGGGGAAGGCUUCUUGAAGAUCGCACAGGAUGAGAAAGAGCAGUUGAGAGGAGGGAGGCUAGACGAGCCGGUCCCCCUGUUUGUGAGACGCGAUGGCCCUGUCGGCGCGGACGACGGAGAGGAUGGUGACCUGAUCCUGGGCUUGGAGGACGAGCGUUCCUCGAAGAAGAAGAAGGUUGAAAAUAAAGGGAAGACGAAAGGGAACGGCAGGACAGUGGCAUUUGGACCGGACAAGGUAUUUCCUCUGUCUUCGGGAGCUGCACUUAAUACAUCGCCGCCGGCGUUAGAGACCCACACCUCGAUAUUCGGUGCUGGGCUGCAGCCGAGCAACGAGAAGCCAUAGAAAAGCGUCCGCAUCGUGUUCGAUAUCACGCCAGCAUCUGCUUCCGGUGUCGGUGGCUCUGGAGCUUGAUUCUUCGGACGCCGCCUGCUGGAACAACAUCUCACAUGACACGGCGCCAGAAUUUUAGCAGACGCAGGGUUGGGAAUGGGGUCUUGUUUGCUGAUAGAAAGUGCUGCGACUGCGUCGGCUUGUAUGACUCUACGGAAGGGAGAUUUCUGCACGAUUUCAAGGCUUAAAUGGUAGAUACAGGCUCGACGGAAGUGCACAUAUGAUGGCUCAGGCAUAUUUAUCCCAAAGAUAAAUGAAUGAGGGAGAGCUACUUAGCAUAUAUUCUGACACAACGGAACCAGUUGCAAUCUGCUAGUCUUGU
Molecule: messenger RNA, 4048 nt
Organism: Cladophialophora immunda
Lineage: Eukaryota; Fungi; Ascomycota; Eurotiomycetes; Chaetothyriales; Herpotrichiellaceae
Exons: 2
Coding region: 22-3678 (1218 amino acids)
Molecular function (GO): ATP-dependent chromatin remodeler activity; ATP binding
Source: RefSeq, a predicted model, not a curated record